CAUGUUCGUGGCUGGUCUCUAACAUUGAUCACUUGUACCAGCUGUGUUAAAUGGACCUAAACAGAAAGAAAAAGCUGGAGUGACUUUAAAUAAUUAUUGUGGCCUUUUGGGAACACAGCUGACAGUGACGUAACACGAAUGAGCGCUAAACUACAAUUAUAAUGGACAAACAGAAGGCCAAAAUCCUAUUUGACCUUCUGAGGUCAUCUUCGAACGAUAAGGUCAUCAGAGGUUUACGAGAAAUCAAGAAGAGAUUAUUGACGAACAACGAGAAUAUAGCAGUCUUUCGGAGUUUGGGGUUAGUUCCUCAGACGCUGAAACUGGUGCAACGACCCAAUGAAGAUAUUCUCAAUGGAGCUCUGAGUAUACUGAGUGGCUGCUGUACCAGUGAAGGGAGCCGGAGUGAGGUAUUUAACAUUGGUGGUGUACCUCACCUGCUGAAUGUGCUUAAAUGUGCCAAAUCAGAAGCUCUACAGCUGCGUGCCUGUAGGACCAUGGCCAACCAGGCGCUGCACCGACCCAGCUGUGAAAUUUUCUUCAAACUUAAAGCUGUAGACCAUAUACUUGAGUUACUUUUAAACUGUAAAGAAGAUGACACCAAGUUGGCAGCCAUCAGAGCUUUAAGAUUGUUGGCCAGCAGUGGAGAACAUUGCCAGAAGAUUGUGAUGAAUAAAGGCAUCCUACACAUCUGUAAAGUGGGCUUUGGUUCUCCAGCUUGUCCGUCGAGUCCCGAGCUUGUGCAGUCUACCAUAAAAGCCAUCGCGCAUUUUUCACGAGUGUCUCACCCAGCAUGUGUGAGUCAGAUAAUGGAAGGAACUAAUAACAUGAUGUGUGUAACAAAAAUGUCAGGGAGCACGGACCUGGAAAUCUACGAGUGUGUGUUACGAAUAAUUUUAAAUAUAAUACACACAUGCUUUGAGUCGACCACACAUAGACGCGAUGCCUUGGAUGCCAAAGUAAUUGAUCAUCUCUGUACUGCUCUGGCUCCCACAAUCAUUGUAUCAGAACUCCAGAAUAGACGGGUGACAGGUAUUGAAGAAGAGAAGCUGAUUCUAGCUCUGUGCAAGUUUUGUAAAGGAUCCAGUGAAUGUAAUAACUUGGCAUUUGGGUCAUUUUCUGAACCUCCAACGUUUCUGGGACGGGCAUGGACGCAGCUGAUGGAGUGCGGGGGGGUGGCACUGCUCGUCUCUCUCUUGACCACACAUCGCAAUCACGUCAAGCUCAGACCAGCCAUCUUAAAGGCUAUACUUGGAGUAGAGAAUAUAUACUCAUUUAAAGAUACAAUUCUGAAGUACUUUCUCGCUGCCAAACUUCUUCCACAACUGGCCGAGCAGUUUGAUGAAUUAAUGGCCGAGUAUAGGAAGCUGCGCCAGGACAUCCAGCCUGGCUGCUGUAUUCAUACCAUCAGGAGUGAAUCUCUAGAUAAACAGAAUGAAUUACAAGAAAGAGACGAAUCAGAAGAAAUGGAAACUAGUGAUGAUAAAGAGAUGAAAUUUAAUAUAGAAGAGAAAGAAAAUCCAAGCAUAAAAGAGGAUGAGAAAGAUAGUUGUGUUUCAAGUGUAAGUGAAUGUCAGGUUAAACCCAGUAGCACAAGCACUGCAGAAGUGCCUUCUUGCUCAAAAUUAGCUGUUGCAAAAAAUGUUUCAAGAAGUGCAUCUCAGACUUCUCAGAUGAUAACACCAAAGGUAAAUGAUACACAGUUCAGCUUUCCCAGCACUGAGGAAGGAAUAUUAGGUCAAAAUUUUAAAUCUAAGAUGGACAGCUUCCAACAAAAGUCACUGACUCUUCAUUCAUUUGUAAAAGAAAAUUCCAAAAGUCCUCUUGACAGCUCUCUGCCUGCCUCUCCAGAUAAUUCCACGUACAGUAAUCCGAGGAGCCCUUUAAUGUACAGCUACCAUAACCCAAAGAGUCCUGGAAGUUUGUCCUGCUCUCCUCGGAGUAACCAGUCAGGGUCAGGAUCCAGCCACGGGUCACCCACGUGGUCUCCAGCCCAAGGCAGAAGUGAAUCGCCAACAUUCUCACCGCCUUGUUUCUCUCUACCUCAGAGUAGCCCCAUAAAUAUUCUCCCAUGGCCUUUUGACUUGUCAACUCCAGUGGCCCCAUAUAUAUCACCACCGUGUUCCCCCAUUAUGCAGUCUCCGCCUCGCUCUACAUCUCCAAUUAAGUAUCCUUCAGACUGGGAGUAUGAUGAUGAGGAGGAAAUGGAACAAUCUGAUGGGGAUGGAAGGUUUUCUCCUGUAGUACAUGAUACCAAAGGGAAUGAUUGUGAAGAGAAUAAAGAAGAUAUAAGUGAGCUUGAAGAAGACAGUGUUAUUAGUAAUGAUGAAACCUCCCAGGAGGGAGAGACCAGCGGCACAGCUGGUAAUACUAAAAACCCAUUGACUGAUGACAUGAAUGUUAGUGAGAACCAAACAUUCACAGAGGAUAUAGAUGAAAAAUUAAUGAUAAGUUCACCUUCAGGAAAGAGGUUAAGAAAUUCAUCUAGUACUAUUUGCUCAACUGUAGAUAUACCUCAGGGAAAGAAAAUUAAAUGUGAUCUAGCAAUUGAAACUCAGGAAGAAAGUGAGUGCAACUUAGCCAUGAGUGAAGAACAAAUGACUGAAGGUCAGUCAUCAUCUCUCGAGCCAUCCGAGAAAGAAGCAGAUAAGGAACCAGUGGCUGAAGGGGAAGCAGGAAAGUCGCCUUUUGUGCGUCUCAAUCAAAUUAAGUUCCGUGUGAGGAAAAAGGGUCUCAAACGGCAGACCGGCCUUCCUGCUGGAGACACCAAGUCUGAUGUGUAUAGUCCAGUUAAGGAAUUGGAGAAAAGUCCAGAAGUGAAGCAGGGUGACUGUCAGCCACUCCGGGGUGUUCGGCGGACCAGCAGCAUUUGCUCCAAUGCUGUUUAUACUGAUUUAUCCACAGAGGAUGCACAAAAUCUGGAGCUAUUAGAACUGGUUGUGCGAGCCAUAGGACAGGUUGCUCACGUGAAGGAGGCCAUAAACCCAGUGUGUCGAGAGUUUGUGCCACGCAUCAUGACCUACCUCUCAACAGCUCAAGUGAUCCAUAAGUCAGCAACCCGAAUGCUGGUUACAGUUGCCAGAAACUCCCUGUGUAUCCAGCCUCUCCUAGACAGUCUCUUUAUCCCUUACGUGGCGGUAGAACUCGGGGAGGCUGGCGACCCGGAGUCUCCCAAUGGCUGCCCACAGUGCCGUAUCCUCUCAGAGGGAGCCGUGGCUUUUUUAGAUCAGAUGGUCAACUUCUUCAACCACAUCCAUCAGUAUGGACAGUGUGAGGUCUCCAACAGACUGCAGAGAACCCGGGAACACAGUGUGAGGGAGGGGUGUGUUAUGGCACUCCCUCACAUAACCAGGUGUCCUAAACUUCUGUAUGACUUCAUGGUGGGUUACCCAGCAUUAGACAUGCUUAUGAAGGUCCUGCACUCAGAGAUGCCUCCCAAUGAAGCAAGCUACAUGUAUGCCACUGCAGCUAUAUCAAGACUAGCAACCACACUUCAGUUGGAGAACCAGUUUAAACCGGUCAUGUGUGCCGUGUGUUUACGCCAGGGAAAACACACUCCAGAGGAAGUGGCUGAGCAUAUCAAGAUGCAACAGAAAAGUGAUAAAAAGCUAAAUUUCAACCAGGACAAUGCACAAACCCUCGUGGGUAAUUCUUCAGAAUCUGAAGGAAAAAAACCAACAGAAUGCAAAUGGGGACUUGAUGAGAUUAAGGACGUGACAUUUAAACUGGAAGAUGGUAGCACAGUGUCGGCUAAUCGUGAGUUCUUGGCAGAAAAAAAUGAGGUACUGAGAGGAAUGCUUAAGGGCACAUUUGUCGAGGGAGUAAGUUCAUUUGUUGAGUGGCCAUGUUCGAGUAAGACGCCUGUAGAGAUGCUUAUACACUUCUUGUAUGGAUGUCGAUGUGACUUCAUGGAAAGUAGAGACAUUAAGACAUAUAUAGAGCUGAUGUUCCUGUCUCAGAUGUACUUGGUUGAAAAUUUGUAUUCCUACGCCGUGUUCAAAAUGAUGUCAUCCAUAAGUGACGGUGACGACAUUAUCAAGAUUUACGAGAGUGGUGUUGGACGUAUGAAAAACCUAUUACAGGCUCUCUGUAAAGCUCUUGUGAAACCAAUGAAGACAUGGAAGAGAGCUCGCUGGAUGAAGGAACUCUUCCAGUCUGAACACUCUGAAGACAUUGACCAUAAUAUUCGUAUGAUUAUCCAUCAUCCCUUGAACAUGAAUCGUUAUGUUUGUAACUGUGAUCUAUCUUUAUCCUUAUACAUGGCUUGUGAGAGUGUAUAUGGAAAACUUUGUUGACUGUGUGCCGAGAAUUCAAAAGUAGUGCUCUUUUGUGUAAAUUACUACAGUUUAUGUAUCUAACUGUACAUAGUCACAUUCUGUUCUUCGUCACUUUUCAACAAGUUUAAAACAUUCACAGAUUUUUCUUUUCAUUCGAAUGUCAUUAUAUCAUAUACUUCUUUAGUAUGUGUUCACAGACAUUGUUUUUGUUGUGUUUCGUAUAUAAACAUUACGUACUUCUUAUUAAUUUAUCAAGUUACUGUAAUCCUUAGGUAGUCAUUUUGCUUGAUGAAACCACCAAAAACUGAAGUCUGCAAUUAUUUAUUCAAUCUAUCACUCAACAAAGAUUUAAAAAAAACCAAAAGUUAAGAAGAUUAACAAAUCAAUUAGAUGAAAUUAUCACAAGAAUCUCAAGGAAAAUAAGUACUUACUGAAUUCAGAAAAUACUAUACAACCUUUUCAAUUUUACAUUUCUGAUUCCACUACAUACUUCCAUCUCCUGCACCUACACCCAAAUUAAUUUCCAACAGUAGAUCAUAAACACAUUAAAUAUUGGGACAGUCACCCAAGAUUCAGACUCAUGAACCUGAAGCAGUAGACGCUGAUGCAUUAUUCUUUCCAUAAAUGCUUUGGGUUCAUGAAUCUGAAUAAUUACCCACUUCAGUUUUGGGUACUUUAAUCAAGCCAAAUGACUACUACUAGAAGAUAAUGUACAUCGUUUUUUAUUAAUUUCUUGCAAGAUAAUAAUUACAGUAUUGCAAUUAAGGACUGUAUUGAGUUGAAUAAAUAAAUUUUUUUCUUCAUUUAUGACUUCAGAACUGUUUAACUUCACUACACUACACACUUCGUUUCAGAUUUUUGUGUUGGUUGCAUAUAGUGUAUGAAUUCAUAGCAAGAACAGCAUUUUCCUUAUUUGGUGAUGUGUUAUGUCACCCACAACAUAUAUUUGGAGACCUUGUACUGUAUAUUAACAAUUAAGCACAGUGUCGCUGUUUUAAUACAAGCAUUUAUUUGAUCUCCAUGAAAAUCUGAAAGGCAGUGUAUACAUUUUUUGACGCAACCCUGUUUAUUGAGGAUUUAUAAGGUUGUUUUGUUUUAGAAUCAGAUCGUCAAUAUCACUGUGUUUUAAACUGGUAAAUGAAUGUGGGGUUUUAGUGUAGGACCCUGCCUGCCUUAUACUGUACUGCAGGCUGUAGUUGUUCCUGUAGUGAUGAUGAUGAAAUGGGCAUUGAUGUACUGUACUAACACACCCAGGCAAUGGAUCCCCACUACCUCACAUAUCAAUAUUCAUUAUAUCUUUUUACUACAUAA
Messenger RNA from Homarus americanus (American lobster), 5585 nucleotides. RefSeq lists its product as uncharacterized. The record is from RefSeq and is a predicted model, not a curated record. The transcript has 13 exons. Gene Ontology annotation, biological process: anatomical structure morphogenesis. NCBI's taxonomy places the organism in Eukaryota, Metazoa, Arthropoda, Malacostraca, Decapoda, Nephropidae. Gene Ontology annotation, molecular function: protein binding. The coding region runs from base 162 to 4292 and encodes 1376 amino acids. Gene Ontology annotation, cellular component: cytosol.